This is a messenger RNA of Nicotiana tabacum (common tobacco), 891 nucleotides long. Its product is annotated as membrane protein PM19L-like. NCBI's taxonomy places the organism in Eukaryota, Viridiplantae, Streptophyta, Magnoliopsida, Solanales, Solanaceae. The record is from RefSeq and is a predicted model, not a curated record.
CUUAUAUAAAUUAACGUUAGAAAGAAUAAAGUUAAAGUUUCUGGUUUUUUUCUGUCUAACUUUGCAAAUCUGUGGAAGGAAAAAGAAUUAUUUGGUUAUCUACAAGAAAAAAUGGCUAGGACUGUGGCAAGGAGUGUUGCAGCUCCAUUGUUGUUUCUUAACUUAGUAAUGUAUUUUAUUGUUUUAGGUUUUGCUAGUUGGUGUCUUAACAGGUACAUUAAUGGCCAAACUAAUCAUCCUAGUUUUGGUGGAAAUGGAGCCACGUUGUUCUUUUUAGUGUUCGCGAUACUGGCGGCCGUGUUGGGAAUAAUAUCAAAGUUAAUGGGUGGAAAUCAUCUAAGGGUAUGGAGAAAUGACAGUCUUGCUGCUGCUGGUUCAUCAGCUAUUGUUGCAUGGGCUGUGACUGCUCUAGCUUUUGGGUUGGCAUGCAAAGAGAUAAAUAUAGGAGGAUGGAGAGGAUGGAGGCUUAGAGUACUUGAAGGAUUUGUGAUAGUUCUAGGGUUUACUCAACUGCUCUAUGUUCUAAUGCUUCAUGCCGGAUGGUUCAGCAGCCGUUACGGUCCCGGCUACCGGGAAACCGAAUAUGGUGCCGGCGCACCUGCCGGAGAAAAGGGCGCCGCCGCCGCCGUACCUGCAACGGGUGUGUAAUAAAGCUCGCUAAGCUACUCUGUAGUGAUAGAAUGUAAGCAGAAUAUCUAGUGUCUUUAGGUCUUUACUAGACUAUAUGUAAAUUUCUAAGCUUUUGGUCUUCUAUUGGACUGUGAAUUAUGUGUUUUACAUUUGUUAUCUACUCUAUGUAGAAUUAGGAAUGUGCUUUUGGGCAUUUGGGUAUUCUGUUAAGUUGGAUUGGCUUGUAACCAUGAAUUCGUGAUAUGUUGUAUUUUUGUGGAA